This is a messenger RNA of Megalobrama amblycephala (Wuchang bream), 1080 nucleotides long. Its product is annotated as sorting nexin-16-like. The coding region runs from base 41 to 979 and encodes 312 amino acids. Gene Ontology annotation, biological process: protein targeting to lysosome; endosome to lysosome transport; early endosome to late endosome transport. NCBI's taxonomy places the organism in Eukaryota, Metazoa, Chordata, Actinopteri, Cypriniformes, Xenocyprididae. The transcript is spliced from 8 exons. Gene Ontology annotation, cellular component: early endosome; late endosome; extrinsic component of endosome membrane. Gene Ontology annotation, molecular function: phosphatidylinositol binding. The record is from RefSeq and is a predicted model, not a curated record.
UGUGACUAGCGCACUGAUUCACUUCUCUUAAUAGUGAAGAAUGCAGAAGAUGACAAUCAGUCAACUUCUGCUAACAUUAGAUUUAGGAUUCUUUAUUUUCACCAGGUCCCAAACCAGUGAAAACACCCACACAGAUUAUCAAGCUACUUUUGAACAUUGGAUCCAACAUCGCAGAAGAUUUAGCAUGUUUUACCAGAACCACAGUCCUGAUGUUGUAAGAAGAGGGAAUGGGAUGGAGUAUUACAGCCAUGGAUUUUGUAGCCGGAGCAAUGAAGAGAAGACAAUCAAGGUCACCCUGCUUGGCUAUAAGGUUAUGGAGGAAAAGACAAAGUUCACAGUCUACAAGAUCUUAGUGAGGCGAGCACCUGACGAGAGCUGGCACAUUUUUAGAAGAUACACAGACUUCUCUCGACUACAUGACAAGCUGAGAGAGAUAUUUCCUGUGUUUAAAUUCGUCCUACCACCCAAACGUUGGUUCAAGAACUUCAAUUCUGAAUUUCUAGAAGAGAGGCAGCUGGGCCUACAAGACUUUCUACAGCACUUAGUUGCACAAAAAGACAUGAGAAAUAGUGAGGCUGUCAGAGAAUUCUUAUGUCUGGAUGACCCACCUACUGCUUUUGGUGAUAUUAGAGAGAGAUGGGCCUUCUGUGAGUCACUGGAAGGGACCAACUGUUGUCUUCAGAGAGAUUUAAUGGAUGACAGGAGAGAGACUGAGUCCCUGAGAAAUGUUCUGCUGCACAAAGAGCUCCAAAUUAGCCGGCCUGAGAGAACAAAAAAAAUCCAAGAGGAGCUUAAAAAAGAGACAGGGGACUUUUUAACAGAGCAGGAAUAUAAAGAAGUGGAGAAAGACAAACUCAGGAGACCAAAUAAAAGUUCUGAACUGCAGUUCAUAAGGAGUCAUGGAGCGUGUUGGUGUGGAUCAGCAACUGACAUCCCUGAAAAGCACAGUUCCGGAGGCCCAUUCCAAGAACUCCAUUAAAUAAAUGAACAGAAUGGAAAACAAUAGUAAAUACAGGGCACUUUCUUCAAAAUGUCUCUGUUUGUUCUUAUUCCAUAAUAAAAACAUACCUGUUGUGUUUA